This is a messenger RNA of Asparagus officinalis (garden asparagus), 1008 nucleotides long. Its product is annotated as transmembrane emp24 domain-containing protein p24delta9-like. Bases 115 to 747 code for a protein of 210 amino acids. Gene Ontology annotation, biological process: endoplasmic reticulum to Golgi vesicle-mediated transport; Golgi organization; intracellular protein transport. NCBI's taxonomy places the organism in Eukaryota, Viridiplantae, Streptophyta, Magnoliopsida, Asparagales, Asparagaceae. The record is from RefSeq and is a predicted model, not a curated record. The transcript is spliced from 4 exons. Gene Ontology annotation, cellular component: Golgi apparatus; endoplasmic reticulum-Golgi intermediate compartment; endoplasmic reticulum.
AAAAAAAUUAAAAUUAAAAAAAAAACCCAAUCCUUCUCUCCCUUCGAUCAAAGUCAAAACCUAAGAUCGAAAUUCUCCAAUUCCACCAGAAAUCUCAACAAUCGAUCAUCGAUCAUGGCCAAGCUCGUCCUCUUCGUUGUCUCAGCUCUCCACCUCCUCUCUCUCUCCUCAUCCCUUCGCUUCGACCUUCAAUCAGGCUCGACGAAAUGCAUCUCCGAGGACAUCAAGAUGAACGCCAUGGCCGUCGGCAAGUACCUCGUCGUCAACCCCGACGAAAACCACCCUCUCCCCGAUUCCCACAAAGUCAGCGUUAGGGUGACGUCGCCGUAUGGGAAUAGCAUUCAUCAUGCUGAUAAUGUGGAGUCGGGGAAUUUUGCGUUUACGUCGUCAGAGACGGGAGAUUACUUGGCUUGCAUGUGGACGCCUGAUCACAAGCCGCCGCAGACGCUGACGGUUGAGUUUGAGUGGAGGACUGGAGUUGCCGCGAAGGACUGGCCAAAUGUUGCGAAGAAGGGGCAGAUUGAUGUAAUGGAGCUGGAGUUGAAAAAGAUGGAGGAUACUGUCAAGUCAAUUCAUGAUGAAAUGUUUUAUCUUCGUGAAAGGGAGGAGGAAAUGCAAGACAUGAACAGAUCGACAAAUUCCAAGAUGUUUUGGUUCAGUUUCAUGUCACUUGGUGUGUGUAUAUCUGUAGCAGGGUUGCAGUUAUGGCAUUUGAAGAACUACUUCGAGAGGAAGAAGCUCCUCUGAUGUUGUGCGUGCGGUUAUAUUUCUUCUCAUAUUUAAUUAUGUAUUUUGAGCCAAGUCCAAGGCACUGGAGAUUAAGUGAUGAACGCAUCGAAUUAUAUUGGCACGGAAACUUGUACAUUGUCCAGGGUUCUGGUUGGGAUUUAACAAAAUAAUACCUUCAUUUGCAACCAAUUUACCUGUUAGUUGAAUUUAAUGUCUGCUUUUGGAUGAAUGAUAUACCCUCCUUCCUUCAAUACCAUAAAGGAUGUUGUCAUGCGUUUC